Molecule: messenger RNA, 1411 nt
Organism: Hypoxylon trugodes
Lineage: Eukaryota; Fungi; Ascomycota; Sordariomycetes; Xylariales; Hypoxylaceae
Product: CAP Gly-rich domain-containing protein
Exons: 2
Coding region: 458-1183 (241 amino acids)
Biological process (GO): cytoplasmic microtubule organization; tubulin complex assembly; post-chaperonin tubulin folding pathway
Cellular component (GO): microtubule plus-end; cytoplasm; nucleus
Molecular function (GO): alpha-tubulin binding; microtubule plus-end binding
Source: RefSeq, a predicted model, not a curated record
AGGCUACAUACAUACUUACAUACAUCUCCAUCCUCACAAACGACUACCUACUUACAUGCCUACAUAUCUAUGUCGCUGCACAUAAUAUAAUUUAGUGCGAUUAGUCCAAAUUCGCCAUCUCGCAUACACACAUUUCGCUCAUUUGUCCAAUAUCCUCGUAUUCCUGGUCCAUUCCGAUCCUUGGCCGUUACAGUACCUGUGCGGCCCGAGCAUUGCUUGUGCUUUCUGCGGCCAGGGGUGAAAUCUGACCCUACCGAGCUGGUGUGGAGAUAAACGAGCGAACUCCUACUAAGCAGCUUAGAUCGGGGAGCCUCACUCCUACCCAAGGUCGCGUUCCCUAUCGUUCGUAACCAGGAAAGGACUCCGGCAGUCCCAUCGAAGAUCACCGAUCGUCGGCCUUCAUACGCCUUUCAGUGUUAUCAUCUCGUCUAAGCUUUUGCCACAGCCCAGGCGAGCAAUGGCGGAUAUUCCGUUGCAUGUCAUCUCCGAGAAUUCGGCCUCUGAGAGACGAGUCACCCCAUCAUGGUCGAUCACCCAGCUGAAAAGGAAACUUGAGCCCGUUACCGGCAUCCCACCGUCAUCUCAACGUAUUAGCCUUAAGACGACAUCUAAGGAAACCAUAGCCGUCGAGGCCGCAGAUGAAGACACCACGAUUCUGUCUAGCUUCCCCCUAUCUGCUUAUGCAGAACUGCAUAUCAUUGAUACUCGGCCUGCUGGCUCUAAGCUGAAUCUCAAUGAUACAUCGGGCGUGGAGAAGUAUGUCAUGCCCCCGGACGAGUACGAGAAGAAAUCAGACUCGGUCUUGGCUUGGAAGAAGGCUGAGAAGUUAGGCCGCUUCAACCCGGACGCCCCCAGCUUGGAGAAGGCCAAGGUUGACGCCUUCGAGGCCGAAAUUAGGGGUCGAGGCAUAGAGGUGGGUAAAAGGUGCAGAGUUGGUGGCGACGAUUCUCGGAGAGGUGAGAUCAAGUACGUCGGCGAAGUCAAGGAGAUCCCCGGCUCUUUAGGGGCUUGGGUUGGAGUCCACCUUGACGAGCCAGUUGGAAAAAAUGAUGGUAGCAUUGGAGGCACUAGGUACUGGGGCACCGAAUCGGCACUUAAGCAUGGUGUCUUCGUCAGACCAGAAAGGGUCGAAGUAGGUGAAUGGCCAGUGCUCAAUGACUUGGAAGAUAUGGAAGAAAUAUGAUCUAACGUCAAUUUCUUUACAUCUCUAAUAUGUGGCAUUUGUAACCGGUGUCUAAUCAUUUGGAACGCGUUAAUGCAUCAAACUAUUUACCAAAAUUCAUGAGAUCAAUCUCUAGAUCCUUCUUAGAUUACUUCUAUGCCCUGAUAGAUUUAGGGGUGUCAGGAUAUAAUCCUCAAUGUACCUAAACAACAUAGUGAGUAUCUAUUCAAAUUGCGAAUCAUCCAAAAA